Messenger RNA from Tilletiopsis washingtonensis, 852 nucleotides. RefSeq names its product putative theta class glutathione s-transferase. The transcript is spliced from 9 exons. The record is from RefSeq and is a predicted model, not a curated record. Bases 1 to 852 code for a protein of 283 amino acids. NCBI's taxonomy places the organism in Eukaryota, Fungi, Basidiomycota, Exobasidiomycetes, Entylomatales.
AUGAAGCCCAUCACGCUCUACACCGUCGGCACGCCUAACGGCAAGAAGGUCAGCAUCUUCCUCGAGGAGCUGAAGGCGGCAUACCCCGACUUCGAGUACGAGGUGUACGCCAUCGACUUCAGCAAGAACGAGCAGAAGGAGGAAUGCCAUGCGCUGACACCGUCCUCCACGUUCCUGAAGCACUCGCCCAACGGCCGCAUUCCCGCAAUCUACGACCCCAACCACGACCACUCCGUCUUCGAGACGGCCGCCAUCCUGCUGUGGCUCGAGAAGAAGUACGACCCGGAGCACAAGUUCAGCUGGGGCAGCGACGAGCCGAAUGGCGAGAAGCUGCGCAGCCAGGCGCUGCAGUGGAUCUUCUGGGUGCACGGCGGUGUCGGCGUGAGUGCUGCGGCUGCCAACCACUUCGUGCGCUACGCGCCCGAGCAGAUCCAGUACGGCAAGGACCGCUACAUCAACGAGACGAAGCGCCUCUACGGCGUGCUCGAGAAGCACCUCGAGGGCCGCGACUGGCUUGUGGGCGAGGGCAAGGGCAAGUACAGUAUUGCCGACUGCAACGCCUACCCCUGGUUGCACCUGCACGCCUGGGCCGGCGUGCCGCACUCCGACGUGGGCCCCAACGUGCGCAACUACAUUCUGCGCAACUGGGAGCGCCCCGCCGUGCGCAAGGGCAGCCUCACAGCCGCAUCGCCGCCGUCAUCGACCGAUUGCGUGCUCUCAACCGGCAGGUUCCUGACCAAGCUCUUAGAGAGCGACUUUGAGGCCAAGUACGCUGACGAGAUCAACAAGAAGGCCGAAGACGCAAAGAAGUGGGUGCAGAAGGGCAUGAAGGACGACGCUGCGAAGAAGUAG